GAGAUAUAUCGCGCAGUUCUUUUUGGACUAUGUACAGAAAAUACAUGGAGUACCGAGAGUUGUCCGUGCGGAUAGAGGAACGGAGAACUCCUUGGUUAGAAUAAUUCAAGUAGCGUUAAGAUCGAAUGAUCACGAUUCAAUGAGUGGCCUAAGAAGUUUUUUGUAUGGCAGAUCCGUUGCAAAUCAACGUAUCGAAGCCUUUUGGUCAUACUUACAACGACUUUGUUCUCGCUUUUGGAUUAAUCACCUAAAAGACCUUCAGGACAGAGGACUAGUAGACACAUCUAAUGAUGUUCAUGUUGAAUGUAGAUUCUGUUUAACCGACAUAAUUCAAAGAGAUUUUUCGCGUAUGGCCAGAAUGUGGAAUCAACAUAGAAUUCGCAGUCAAACAAAUUUGGAGAUCCCAUGUGGAAAACCCGAUAUACUAUAUUUCUUACCAGAAAUAUACGGAUCAAGAAAUUAUAAAUUUCCAUUGCAAUUUUCUGAUGAUGAUAUUGAAGAGGUAAAACGUGACUACUGCGAUGUACUUCCCGAGUACGGAUGCUCUCCAGUCUUUGCUGGUGGAAUUUCUGAAAUUAUUGGAAACAAUUUAGAUAAUUAUACGAUGCCAAAUACUUUUGAGGAAAGUACACAACUGUUACUUUAUCUUAUUGACAUUUUUGAUGAAAAUUUUGUUGCUUUAUAAUAAUACGAAAUGUUCCCAAACUUAUAAAUUUGCCAGA
This is a messenger RNA of Anneissia japonica, 722 nucleotides long. RefSeq lists its product as uncharacterized. NCBI's taxonomy places the organism in Eukaryota, Metazoa, Echinodermata, Crinoidea, Comatulida, Comatulidae. The record is from RefSeq and is a predicted model, not a curated record. The coding region runs from base 140 to 685 and encodes 181 amino acids. The transcript has a single exon.